Messenger RNA from Lutzomyia longipalpis, 2832 nucleotides. RefSeq lists its product as uncharacterized. Lineage: Eukaryota; Metazoa; Arthropoda; Insecta; Diptera; Psychodidae. The transcript has 4 exons. The coding region runs from base 560 to 1624 and encodes 354 amino acids. The record is from RefSeq and is a predicted model, not a curated record.
ACGCGGCAGCAAUAAAAGGGAAAUCUUGCGAUGGCUACUUACCAGUAAGAUUCUUCUUCGUACUUUUUUUUCCACCUGUGGGGGGCAUUGCAGGGGCUGGAAAAAUUACCCUCCUGAGGGUUGAUAAGCGCACGCGUGGGCAGGGGAAAGGCCGUGUGAGAUUUCCCCUCGAGAGGAAAACGUGUUUAUGAAAGAGCACCAAGUAUUCGUGGUGAAUUCAGUGAAGGAAGUGAGCCUGAUACCGACACAGUGGACAAAAUUUUUGAGGCAAAUUUUUAAGUCGGAAGUCAUGGUUGGAACGCACCGCGUGUGUGGAUUGGGAAUUGAUGAGAGUACACACUGAAAGGGAAAACAAGACUGGAAGUGGUAGAAAAGCGCGCCAAAAAUCCCUUCGCAGAGAGAAAGCUCGACGGAACAUUUUGCUGGGUAAUUGUGGAUGAGAGGAAAAACAUAGAAACGGGAAUUUUCUCGUUGUGUUUACACAAGCCGGGGUUGUUGUUUGAAUUGGAAUAUAGAUAAAAAAGUAAACAGGAAGUGCCACAAGAGUUGGGUGCCCGCAAUGAAUUUGCCACUGUGCAUCCUCCUCCUGCUCCAUUGGUCACAGGUCCGUGGAAUUCCAGGAGCCGCCACUGCUGAGGCACGCGAUCACAAGGAUAAUGUGGAUGAAGCAUCAAAUAUGGAGGAGAAUUUCAUCGCCCUCGUCCCGGAUCAAUCCACGGUGGAUGUGGUGAAUGAUGAAAUGCGAAGUAAUGAGAUUUCCAUCAAUCCAAUCGCAACAUUAGUGUUCCAGUCUGAGUAUCCAGAAGCCCUCGAAGGGGGUGAUUAUAUCAGAAAUGUAUCGAAAUCCACCCCAAGAGGCACCACAACCACCAUCAAGACACCCAAAUCCCUCACAACAAGUCAAGAAGCAGAAGGCUCAUGGUCAGCUGUGGACAGGGUUGCGAGCAAAGGUCGUGGUUGGGGUAGCAUAGCCAAGCAACAGCAAUACCACUCAAGGGGGCAUCGCGCCAAGAAGCACAGACAUCAUCAUCAUCAUCGUGAUAACCGCGAUUUCGCGCGUAAUCGACUUUUGGCUAAGAAAUCCCGCUCAGAGGGGAAGUUGGACUACUUCGAGAGCAAUGGGAAUCAAUUUAGGGAUCCUUUCAAUCGCCACAACGACAAAUGGACAAACUUUGUGCGCCUCCAGAAUGAGCUGCAGCAGGAGCAGGAUCUACCGCCGUACAUGAAGAAAAUCAAUCGUCGCACAAAACAGCUUCGAUUCCUCAUGGAGGGUACAGUUCCACCGCGACGUGCUCGAAUCCCGCCCCAUCGUCACCUUGUGAAUGAUAAAUUCUUCAAGGAGAAUGUCUUUGAAGAUCAACGAUCGAAGAAGUUCCCAUCGCGGAAAGCUCCCGAGAUCACAAGAAAUUCCCUGGGAAAUUCUUUUCCUGGCGAGGAAUCCGACGAGGAUGUGGGGCAGGAGCCUUCAGCAGUGGUGAAAACAGCCACAAGAGCGGGUAAUUUUAUCUACCAUCGUAUCCCAUCUGCAAAACCCAGCUCAGGUCCAACAUUUGGGCGAGUAAUCCGGAAGCAGGGACUCCCCUUUGUUGCCAUUACAGAUAGGCGGGCAAAAGUUCACACAUAAAGUAUCAUCCCUCUCUAUAUAGCAGCAACACAGACUAUAUAUACAUAUAUAUUGCAUUAUAUAAAAAAAUCUAGUGUGUAGACUCCAAGGCCUUAUAUUUGAGACAGAAAAAAAAGAUGAUUGAGUAGGAAAAAAUGUAGAUCUAUCAUCCCAAUUGAGACGUAACAUAUCUCUCCCAUAAAUUUCUUCUGUAGAUAAUGUCACCAGGUAUAUUUACAAGUUAAGAUUCUAUAGCAGGGUGUGGGGCUAUUUGCGUCACUUUUUUUUUUCUUAAGUAGAUGGUUUUUAAAUAGAAAAUUUUCUGCCUUAAAACUUUCUCUCUCAAUAGAAUUUUCUCUCUCAACUGGAAAAGUGAGCUUUUCCUGAACUUUUCUUGAGCUCAAUUUCAAAUUGCAAAAAUAAGUGAUUUAAAUAGCCCCAUUUACCCAUAAAAAAUAUAUAUAAAAGGUUCUAAGGACACAUUAUCAGGGAUGUGCCGAUUUCUAGAGGUGCUACAUUAUAUAUUUCAAAAGCUGCUGCAGAAUUUUCUUUGAAAAACUAUAUAAAAAAUAUUUUAUGAUUUUAGAAAAAAAAAUAAUUUGCACACAAGACUGCGCAUAAUCACAAAAAUUAAACAGUUUAGAUUUAUUGAUUUUUAUUUUUACCUUUUUGCGUCCGCCAUAGACUUCAUUAGUGGAUGUCUUUAAUGAGAAAAUCAAUCCCAUUUAUGCGUAAACUUUCUAAAUUUACAAUUCACAAAGUUGAGAUGGCAAAAAUGUAGAAAAUUAUUGUUAAUAGAGAAAAUAAGAUAAAUUAAGUUAGUAAAAAUGAAAAUAGAGUAGCUUUUAGGCUUCCAUUGAGUAUAAGUUAAAUUCGUAAGAAAUGUUAUUUACUUGACAGAAUCAUUAUAAAUUAUGUUAUGUUAAAAGGAAAACUGUUUGACGAUGUUUGAAAUUAAUUCAGUGAGGAAUGAAAAAAAACUCUUUAUUUUUUUGCUUUGUUAAUUUACUAAAUUCUUUAAUAAAAAUUAUCUUAUAAGAAAAACUCUAAAAGCUCGUAGUAAACCUUUGUUUUGAAUUAAAACGUUAAUCAUUUAAUUGAGAAAAAGUUUAAAAAAUACAAAAAAUAAGAGUUUGUAAUUUUCUCAACAAGAUUGAAUACAACGCAUGUUAAUUUAUUAUAUUUCAACUGUAUAACCACACGUUAGCAAAUAAAAAGGAGAAAACAAA